Messenger RNA from Pleuronectes platessa (European plaice), 4761 nucleotides. RefSeq names its product dystrobrevin beta. The coding region runs from base 928 to 2775 and encodes 615 amino acids. Gene Ontology annotation, molecular function: zinc ion binding. Gene Ontology annotation, biological process: synaptic signaling. The record is from RefSeq and is a predicted model, not a curated record. Gene Ontology annotation, cellular component: synapse; plasma membrane. NCBI's taxonomy places the organism in Eukaryota, Metazoa, Chordata, Actinopteri, Pleuronectiformes, Pleuronectidae. The transcript has 21 exons.
AUUUUGGUAUUUCAGGCUUGAAAUUUGACCUUUUUAAUGCUAUCAAAUAUAAAAACUUUGCUUUUCUUCCAAUUUUCAUUCUUCUCAAGGAGCAACAUCUUCUCUAUCUACCUCGAGUGAUGUUAAAUGUUAUAAUUAAUAUGAAAAAAUAUCAAACUACACAUGCUGCUACUUAUCAAAGAGAUAUUUGUCCACGGUUGCAGCAGCAUAUUGGAAUAAAUCAAGUUAAAGAUUCCUCCUCGAACUUUCCAGCUUUUUGCUGAGCACCACAUUUCACUUCGUUUGGUCUCCACCAUGUCUGAGAUGUUUCAGGAGCCUCGAGGCCAAACCACCGUUCUUCACUCGACUCCACAAUACGCACAAACUUCCAAGUUUCUCAAAUUGUCUGCAGAGCUUUGUGGGUCUGCUUUGUGUGUUACAGUAAUCGAGGUCGUUUUGAGGAUAAAUGGAGCUCGUAGGUAUUCCAGCAACGACAGUGUCUAAAGUUGUCGACUGUAAAUAUAUCAUCACGCACACACAUGCACACACACACACACACACACACACUGGUCGGGUCCUGUCAGGGCAGAUUUUGAGAACACAGAGCAGCUGGAUGUGGUCAUGUGGCAUGCAUGGUGCGUGUGGGGUGUGCAGGGGGGUAAACACUCUCUUACCUCUCUUUAGUACCAGCUCGCCUGCCUGAAGCUCUUCCCUUUAUCAGUGUCUUCUUCUUCUUCUUCGUCUUCUUCUUCUUCUUGUUCUUCUUCUUCUUCUUCUUCACUCGUGAAUAUUAAUUCGUGGAUUCCCCCCCACAGAACGAACGCGGAGGUAAUUUUCUGUUUUUGAAUUUUGGCUACGAAUGAUUCAGACUGAGAGUGAGUGACUUCUAUGAACAGACGUCCUGUAUUGAAGCUCGUCUGUCCUGUGUGACCCCCUGACACAGAGAGGAUGGUGAUGGAGGAGGGGGGUCCAGGAGACAGAGGGAGGGGGGGUCCGGUGCUGGCCGGAGCGGAGGGACGGCAGAUCUUCGUGGAGCUCGGAGAGCAGAACCUCGACGCCAUUUGUCUUUCUACAUAUCGAACAUCCUGCAAACUCCGGUUUGUACAAAAGAGAUGCAACCUGCAUCUGAUCGACAUAUACAACGUGAUCGAGGCGGUGCGGGACGCCGGUCUGAACGCCGUGGAGCUGAACGCCGGCAUCUCCGUGAACCGACUGGAGAACCUGGUGUCGUCCCUGUUCAACCAGCUCAGCAAGCGGCUGCCCACCACGCACACCAUCGACCCGCAGGAGAGCACCGCCCUGUUCGUGGAGUUCUUACUGGCCGCCGUGGACAGUGAACCAGAGAGCCGACUGACGGUGCUGUCGGUGAAGGCGAUGCUGGCGAUGCUGUGUGGAGGCAAACUGGUGGAUAAACUCCGUUAUGUGUUUUCUCAGAUAUCUGACUCCGGUGGUGUGAUGGUUCUGUCCAAAUUCGAUGGGUUCCUGAGGGAAGCUCUGAAGUUGCCCACCGUCGUUCAUGAAGCGCCGUCCUUCGGCUACACACACACAACAGCUCGCUCGUGCUUCCCACAGCAGAAGAGGGUGAUGCUCAACAUGUUCCUGGACAUUGUCACCGACCCUCCUCAGUGUCUCGUUUGGCUGCCUCUCAUGCACCGACUGGCCAACGUGGAGCACGUCCAUCAUCCCGUGUCUUGCUCUUUCUGUCGUGGUGAGGGGAUGACGGGUUUCCGGUACCGCUGCCUCCGGUGCCGCGGCUACCAGCUCUGUCAGAACUGCUUCUGGCGCGGCAGCGUGAGCGGCUCCCACAGCAGCCGGCAUCAGAUGAAGGAGCACUCGUCCUGGAAGUCCCCAGCGACUAAGCUUGGUCGAGCCCUGAGCAGGACUCUGGGUUGCGUGUCAUCCAGAGAUCCCCCCCACCCAAUUUAUCCAGAGGAACCUGAGAGGACGCUGAACCUGUCCAAUAUCGUCCCCUCUCGGCCUGUUGGAAACGCCAAUGAGGCCAUGUUGCUGUCCUCCUCCUCACCCGGCUCCACCAAACGUUUGGCAGCGGCUCAGCGCAUGAACGAGGAACACGCUCUGAUCGCUGCGUACGUGAACCGUCUCCAGAGCAGCCCACGUAGUGUGGACUGUCCCAGCAGACAGGAUGAGGAGCACAAACUGAUCGCCCGCUACACCUCCCGCCUGGCGGAGUCUGACGGUUCAGGAGUGAUACCGAACCGGAGCAUCAACUUUGACGUGAACAAGCAGAAGAGGGAGCUCAUCGCUCAGCUGGAGAGUAAAAACAGAGAGAUCUUGGCAGAGAUAAAACAUCUCCGCACGGAGCACGACGCCGCCUGCCAGCUCGGCCCGGAGAGGGGCACCACCAACCCCACCCUGCUGGCCGAGCUCCGCCUGCUCAGACAGAGGAAAGACGAGCUGGAGCAGAGGAUGUCGUCUCUACAAGAGAGCAGGAGGGAGCUGAUGGUGCAGCUGGAGGGGCUGAUGAAGCUGCUCAAGGCGCAGGCCGCUGGCUCUUCUCACGCUUCUCCCUCCCGCCCGAGUCCUUCAGCCGUUCGCUCUCUAGGUGCCGCGUCUCCUCAGGCUCACAUGUACCCCCCCCAGGACUCCCUGGCCGGGGUGGGGGGGGACGUUCAAGAGGCCUUCGCUCAAGGCUCAAGAAGGAACCUGAGGAACGACCUCCUGGUGGCAGCUGACUCCAUCACCAACACUGUGUCCUCCCUGGUCAAGGAGCUGCACUCGGAUGAUGGUCGGGAGGAAGAGGAGCGGCUGCUGAACGGGAAGGACAGAGCAGGUUAAAAUCAUUGGAGGAACAACUAGAGCAGUGUGAAGUUUCAUCUUGGCCGAACGAGACCCAGCAGGGAUUCAAGCGGAUCUUCCUAGAAACCUCGUUAGCCAAUGGGGAUGAGCGCUCCACUGCCGAUCAACCAAUCACGAUGCUGGACACCAAAUGACCCCCACAGCAGGGGGGGGGUCCCUACUGAUGUAUAGCUGUGAUUCUGUGUGUGUGUGUGUGUGUGUCUGGUCACUGUGGUUUUACGUUAGUUUUUUGAUUUGAUCGUGUGUAGCUAAACGAGCAGACGGAAACCUGCUGAUUUGUACUGUAGCAUGUGUGUGUGUGUGUGUGUGUGUGAUCUGUGUUUUUUCGGUAUUGCGAGAUGGUCGAGCAAGUGAGAGAGAGAGAGACACCGUGAAGAGACAGAUGAGCUGCGUUCAGGACAUUUGUGAAGGAAUAGUUGUUUUUUUAAAAAGGAGGAAAGUUUCCGGACCAGGAAGAAGGAAGUGUGCGUAACCACGUGAGAGGAGGAACAUAGGAAAGUGAAAAAGAGAGAGAGAGAGAGAGAGAGAGACAGGAAGUGAGAUGUAACGUUUCAAGUUUCAGCACUGUGUGCUUAGUAUUUAUUGCUUUGAUUUGAUCUUUGACAUUUAUUCAUACGGUUGAGUGCCUCUGUGUACGCCAGUGUGGUCGGGCCCUGCUGUAAGCUUUAAUGCCCCCCCCCCCCCUCGUCUGGUCCAAGCGGUGCAGAGUUGAAGUGUUGGUCCGGGUCUGAAACCUGGACCAGAUUAGUGCCGUGGUGCUGGAAGUCGUCAACGCCUCUCUGUGGAUCCCACUGCUGCAGCAGGACCACGGUUAAAGAGGUCAUAUCUGAUUACUGUGUGUGUGUGUGUGUGAGAGCAAGCGUGUGUGUGUGUGUGUGUGUUCAACAGGGGAGGGGCAAAUCCUUAAUGCCCAUUUUAAAAGUUUUCUUUUAAAGGAUCAGUUCAAGAAGAGAAAUUAAAAAGAAUCCUUGGUUUUUAAUUUGUGAAAUAUUGGAUAACCAGCCAACAACAGUCCGACACUUGAUUGUUUUGGUUUUAGAGAAUUAAUAUAUACAAGAAAAAAGCAAGUCGUCUGAUCAUAUGAAUUUUGAUUUGUCUUAAUAUAUAAAGAAUUUGAAAAAUAGUUCCUGGUUCCCCCUUUGCCCAUUGGUGCACAUCUGCACCAACAUGUAAGACCUCGUCCCUCCAAGUUAAAAAUAGUUUCCUGUAUUAAUCCUGCCAACAAAUAAAAAAACAAUAAGCACAUUCUGGAGCUAAUCAUUUAAAUUAUGUGUAAAAUUUGAUUAAAUUUGAUCUUUACUCAUUAUUUAUUAUAUUUUAUUUUUUAAUAGAGUAAGAAAUCAGUUAAUUAAUUUCUUGCAACAACAGAAGAAGAAAAUAAUCAGAAAUAAGGUUUGAAAAUUACAGAAUUUUGUCCGUUCAAGUCCUGAAACUGCAAAUAAAACUCAAAUGUGAUUUAUUCCAUCCAAAUAUUCUCAAAAUGAACUCUCUGCCCCCCCCCCUCCUCCUUCAACCGGACCCAAAGCGACUCACUGAGCUCGACUCACGUCAGGUUGAUCUGAUUUUCAUUCAGCAGCCAUGAGAUGUUAUUUUUAAUAAACAUGUUUGGAUUCGUGUUCACAGGAAGUUGUACUUUUGCUGUAAUGUACAUUUCUGCAUCAGUUUACCCCCCCUCCCGGACUCCACUUUGUUCGCCUGACUACUUGCGGCUGGGAUUAUCACGUUUCUGAGUCCGCAGCGAUGAUUGACUGACAGUGCCAGUGAUUUAAUAAACGAAUGAACUCAUGUUUCAACGUGUGUGUGUGUAUGUAUGUGUGUGAGAAAAAGGGAGAGCGAGAGAAAUCAAGACUGACAGGACCGGCUCGUCCAGACAUGAAACUCGUUCAGCUCUGAACCUGCCGGAGCUGAGACGCUGUGUGAGUGAAACGUGUGGAUCAUCUGCAAUAAAUUAUAUUUAACAUCAAA